Funneliformis geosporum is the source of this 381-nucleotide messenger RNA. NCBI's taxonomy places the organism in Eukaryota, Fungi, Glomeromycota, Glomeromycetes, Glomerales, Glomeraceae. The record is from the annotation of a GenBank genome assembly.
AUGAAGUUAGUUGAAAUUAGUAAUAAAAUUGUCUUUCUUGACUUAAAAUAUGAAGACGAAGAUGAUAAUUUUAAUACUGGUGAAAAAAGACCUUUUCUUAUUCGCAAAAAGAAAGGAAAUAAAGUUUAUUUAAUUCCCAUUACUUCACAAGAAAAAGAGAGAGUUGGUCCGCUACAAAGAUUAAUUUCCUUUCCCGAAAAUCCAACUUGUCUAACUAGCAAGGAGUAUCCUUAUUCUUAUGCUAAUCUUAAUCGAAAAAUUGUUCUCAUGUUUAGGGAAGGAAAAUUUUUUUCAAAUAGUGAUUUUUGUCGAAACGGAUGUGCAAUUUGUUUGCCAGAAAGGACUUAUCAAAAACUUAUUGAUAAUUAUAGACGAUUUUGA